Molecule: messenger RNA, 1249 nt
Organism: Homalodisca vitripennis (glassy-winged sharpshooter)
Lineage: Eukaryota; Metazoa; Arthropoda; Insecta; Hemiptera; Cicadellidae
Gene: MED18
Product: mediator of RNA polymerase II transcription subunit 18
Biological process (GO): termination of RNA polymerase II transcription; regulation of transcription by RNA polymerase II
Cellular component (GO): mediator complex; core mediator complex
Molecular function (GO): transcription coregulator activity
Source: RefSeq, a predicted model, not a curated record
UAGCUAGACUUUGGCAGUUGUUCUGCUUGUGCCCAGCAGCUGACAUAAUUAUACACAAAGUAAAAUAAAAGCUCCAAAACAAUUAUUUGAUUCUUAACGUUAAGAAUUUUAGGGAUUUUCAUUUCCUGUGGUGUGGUAAAGUGCUUGAAAGAUUGGUAAACAAAGAGUAAAUUUUCUAUCCUCAGUAAAGUAAGAAAAAUGAAUUGUGGAAAUUGUUCAAGAGGGUGAAGAUAUGGAUGCUUGGUUUGAUAGUUCAUCUUCAGGAACUUUUAAGGGGACGCAGUUUAUGAAGUAGAAGAACCAAGCAAUAUAACAUUGAGUACUCUAAUCAAUUGUAAUAAAUUAAGUAGGCCUUUAAAUGUCAUUGGUUACAAUACUUUUUCCAUUUUUUAAUUAAAGAAGUAUUUUCCUGGAGUACAAAGUAACCCUUGUUUAAAAUAGCACUCAACCAUAAUAACUGUGUAAAGUUAAUAUAACUUAGAUAUCCAUCAUCCAUGGAGUCCAAGGAGUGGGGAAGCAUGGCACAGCCUCCAACAGCCAUAGAUAAUUUAACUGCGGCUCUCAAAGGAAACAUAAUCCCCAACCAAGAAUAUUUACUUCAAGGCAGUGUCCUGGACUCUGUUGUUGAGGUUCUUCUUCACCGACUUCGUGGGCUUUGUGAUAAUGUUGACGCGGGACCUGAGACAUUCCAAGAUCACGAGAUGUGUUUUAGUCUUCGAGGAACCAAUGCUCAACAACCUGCAAGCCUACUAUUGCGGGUGCGGAGAGCUAUGGACUAUCCAGACAUGCCCUGGCAACUGCGAUAUAUUGGCCAGCCUGAGCUCGGGACAGGAGAUAAGUCACGGCCAACAAUAGUGAGGAACAGCAUUGACAUUGGUACCAGUAACACAGUUGUUGAGUUUCUAACAGAGCUCGGUUGUCGGCUGGACUUCGAAUACGUGGCACGAGGUUAUAUGUUCCGCAAGGGGAGGAUGAAAGUGACAGUUUCAAAGAUUUUCAAAAUGGUUCAACCCAAGACACCUGAUGCUAUGGAGCCCAUAUCUCAGUCAUAUCUGGUAGAGUUAAGUGUGUUGGCUCCACUUGGCCAGGAUGCCAUUGCAGAAGACAUGCGUCUGUUUGCUGAACAGCUACGUCCAUUGGUACAGUUGGAAAAGGUUGAUUACAAGAGACUUCCUUUGCCCAUGGGACCCUAGUUUAAUUGAAUCUGUGAUUUGAAAAAUUAAUAUUAAUAAACAUUUGUAAAAAACCA